This is a messenger RNA of Apiotrichum porosum, 6846 nucleotides long. RefSeq lists its product as uncharacterized. The record is from RefSeq and is a predicted model, not a curated record. The coding region runs from base 1 to 6846 and encodes 2281 amino acids. NCBI's taxonomy places the organism in Eukaryota, Fungi, Basidiomycota, Tremellomycetes, Trichosporonales, Trichosporonaceae. The transcript is spliced from 7 exons.
AUGGACAGCAAGGCGAAUGUCGACGCCCGUACCGCCCUGGGUGUCCGGCCAGGAGCCCGCCCAACACCUCGCCAGCUCCCACAAAUCGAAACACUACUCCCUAAUCCUCACGACUCUCGUCCUCCUUCCCCCCACAAUAACCACGUCUCCAUCACUGUCCCGGGAUUCCAUGCCAUUGAUCGAAAUAUAUCGGCCACAUCGGCAUCGACCUCUGCAAGCCACGGGUAUGGGGAAUCAGUUGAGACUACCCCCAAACCCAAGCUGCUGCGACGGGCGACACUUUCUGGGCGCAGGUUUCAAGCUGCGGCACUUACCAACAACCGUGGGCUGUACGAGACCCAAAAACUUCUUGCACAUCUCCUCGAACGCCUAGAGAAUCGACGACGCGGCCCAGACAUCCUCGACCGCGCUGUGAUUGCCGCCAGGCUCGCCACCGGCACUCGCGCCAAGGCCAAGCGCCGUGUCGCACAGCUGGGCGAGGCGGUUGUGGCUGCGACUCGAGUUGGCAAUCCUGGCCCUUCAGUUAAUGGGUUGAACGGUGAACCUCUUGAUGAAGACCUUAUCCUGAACGAGGACGAUUGGGAUACGGACGCAACAUACGACAUGUUGGAACAGAUGCGUGACCUGCUCAACCUCGCUGAGAGGCAGGGCCUGGACCUCUUUGGCGCAUCGCAGAUUGAAGCGGCAGAAGCAGCAAGAGCGUCGUCCAAGAAGAAGAGAAUGGGAAGGCUGUCCACCGUCGCUGGUCCGAUGGGAAAGGGCCUCACCAAAGAUGAAGACAUCACUUUGGGUCCCACCGUCUCUGGACCAACACUUCUCAACCGACUCAGUGAACUGGUUUGCUCCCUUAUCACCACCGACUGCAUCUACCUUAUUCAUCGCUUUGGUCCACUUCGACCUCCCUACGCUCUUCACUCCAUGUGCCUGGAUGUUGCGGCGUUGCUGUAUCACAAAGGCGACCUGAAGGUCAAGCUCGAAAUGAUGGACGCUGGCAUUCUCGCGCUUUACACAAUGGGAGACGUCAUGCAACGGGGAGAUGGAUAUCAAGAAUCAGAAUCGGUUGAGUGGAAUGAUCCUAUAUCGCCUGCGAUUCCUACAUUUGCCUUUUCUGUGGCUCCCGGUGAUGUCAAGUCAACACCAGAAAAGCAGCACCCAGGUUGGAUGCGUUUCUCGCCCGUUUCAGCUACCUUUCCAUCCCGUCACAAGAUAUCCGGCAUUCUCUCGACACAUUCCACAGCUGGCAUGAUCACUGAGCCCGCACUGCGCAUUGCAGCUCUUGUUCCGCGCUUGCUGGUUGCUCUCACGUCAACAAUCGACCUGACAACCGCCAACCUCAUGACUAUCCACGGUGUCCAUCGCCUAACAUCUCUCAUCCUCACGGCCAAACCUGAUGCUGGUCAGGAUCUGCUCGAGAUUGUUGCCCAUGGCCCUCCUUCAACACGACGCCGAGGCAUGGACUUUUUGGCCACAUUCUUCCCCCAGGCAGUUGGACACAAUGUCAUUGCUCGCCGUCCGGCCCUAGCAACGUAUCAGGCACACCUUGCCAAGUGGGAAUCAGGUCUGGAGCGUACUCUGGCUGAGGAUGACACCGAAAACCACUAUUACAUCCCAUGGCAGGCCGACUCGUCGACCGACUACUGUAUCAGCUGCCAACAACCCUGCGCUGGAUUCAGCGUGCGGUGUACGCUCUGUAACGGCGUGAAGCAUCUCUCCUGCCUGCGUCUUCUUGGUGACGAAGUCUUCGAGUAUGACAACGUUGUCCUAAAGUCUGGGCCUGGCGAAGCGGCCACAGUAGAGAAAGUGCAUGUCCGGUUCUCACUUGCUGUCCCCCGCCUUGACGAAAAGGUUCUUGACCCUCGAGGACGAUCAACCGACGCAACCCAGCGCAAGGCUGGCCUUCACAUUCUCAAGCUCGUCAAUUUGUUCACCCUGACAUUGUGCGCCGAGUGCCGUGAGCCGCUUUGGGGAGCAACAUCACAGGCUUACGCCUGUAUGGGACCAUGUCAACGUUUCUUCCACCCCAAGUGCGCUCAUACCAUGAGUGAGACGAAUGCUUCGACUUGUCGUCCAGGCCGUGAUACCUUUGUCAACCGAACGGUCAAGGAAGGCAGUGAAAGACGCCGCGAUCCCUUCACAACAACGUCCGCAGAGGCGCUCAAGUCGUUCCAAAAGGCCAAGGGCAGGCUAUAUCGCGACCCAGAGGAGCUGGCCGACAUGUCAUUUGACGAAAUCGCUCUGCUCUACGCCAACCUCUGGAAUCAGCGUGAGAUUUGCAUCAACGGUGUCAGUGCAGGUACACUGCGCCUUGCAGACGACACUGGAGAGAUUGACCUCGCCGGCAUGUCGGAAUUGCUGCUCGAGUACGAAAAAGUCCUCGAGAAGGACCACCCUUUCUCGCCGGCCUUGGUCGACUAUGCCCAGGUUGCCAAUGAGCCUCUCGAUAACUGGCACCUUUUGUGGCGCCCGCGCUACUUGCAGUUCUGUUCUGCGCUUUUGAGAGCUCCUCCCGACCCUGCAUUCGAGCGACCUCCUGCUCCUCCGUCUCCACCAAGACUCUUGACCGUUCAUUCGGCCCCGCCGAGCCCAAACCCUUCCGAUUCGUUUGUUCCUGCUGACCCUCCAAGUCAAGCAUACGAAGAGCUCACAAUGGAAACAAUCCGCCAGGUGCUGGCCUCCGACCUCAGUGUCCGUGACGAUCUUGCGGCCUCUAUUCUCAUUGAACAAAUGAAACACUUUGGGCUGUGUUCGGUAUCCCACUGUCUUGUUGUUGGAUGUGCCGAUAUCCACAAUACGGAUCUCAACGUCGGAUUUGCCCUGCCAUUAUUAAUGGACUCGUCGCCAGCAGUGGAGCUUCUCGUGCUCGUCAUCGAACAGCUACUCGACGACAUUGACCUUACCGCCAACGAGCAGGCCUUGUCGCUGCUGUUCAACCGCGCAUGGCCCAGUUCCAUGUGUUCACCUUACGCGAUGGAGAGAUUGGGCGCUGCCGUCAUGUCCUGGAUCAUGGUCGAGGACGAUGUGCUGCACUUUAUUGUCAAGAACUUUGCGAGCAAGAGCAAGCGACCCCCCGGCGUGCGCCACACCCCCAGCUCGGCAGCAAAGGGCACCACAGCUGUCGCGUCCUACAAGGAGGACAGAAGACGGUUGCGGCAGCGCUACGCUCGUCCUUGGCUCGAGGCUCUGUACCGACAGGACCCAGACGCGUACGCCAGCUUGGCGUACGAGCGGAGCAAGAUGAUCGACAACCGCUACGAAGUUGUCGAACUAGCAAAGGGCGAGGGUGCUGCCUCCCAGAUGGCUGGAAUUGCCCUGGAACGCAUCACUUCGUUUGUUGAUGCUGAGGUCAUGUUCGAGGCGUCGCUGGAUCUUCUCACGGCAUGGCUCGAAGACCUGGGAGGAAUUGCACACAAUGACACGGCCUACAAGUCGCUACCCCGCCUGUUGCGUUACGCAAACACCAACGGAGAUUCGGAAUCUAUGGAUCUCUGGGAGCUCGCAUUGUUAACCAAUGCGGAUGGACCAGCGGGCUGGCACCGUGUUUCCCGCUGGCUCCGCGUUUUGGCGACCUCGGGUGUGGACGUCCCCUGGUCUAUCAUCAAGAGCACUGUCGAUACAGCGUUGGCAGGCGGUGCGCAAGACGAGGUUCUAUUUGACCUGGUUGUUGCCAUAGACACCAAUGUGGCCCCUGUCGAUGGAGACGAACUCGCGUCCUUGUCCAACAGGACAUUUGAGGCUCUCGCCAAGAUCGUGGGACGUCGACAGGAACCACCGUCACAGGAGUUUAUUCAGGUUAUCCGCACGAGUAUGCUUGGGAUCCUCAAGGCAUAUGGAGCAGUUUCAGACUACGUGGCCAUGACCAGCUUGCACUCUGGUGGCGACAUUGUCAAGACGCUCCCGCCGCAGUCGAGGAGGAAACAGUCGGCUACACUCGCCAAGAUUAUUCUCCUACCUCUCAGCGCCGAUGCUGUCCGAGCGGCUGCUGGAAUCUUGCAAAACCCACAGUUCCCAGCCGAAAUGGUGCUCGACUUUUUGUGGAUCCUCUUUGUCCGCUCUCCAGGUGCCGAAAAUCCCGACGGGUUCCUCCACAAGAAUGACAUGGGCGAUGUCCUAUAUGCGGUCAUCUGGCCAUUGUACUCUCGAACCGUGCACCGCCAGAGUCGCGCUCGCGUCUUCCUCAAGUUGAUGACCAUCAACCCCAUCCCGAUAAAGAACCUCGUCACGGCCAGCAUUGAUGUUGAGCCGGCUAUCACUCGUGAGCGUCUCUUGACAUUCGCCCUCGAACUGGCCGACAACCGUGUCACCUACGAGGUCAAUGGAUGGCGUCGUUCGGCGGUCCACCUUAUCAUGCUACUUUUCAGGAGUGCACUGCAACCCAGUGACCCAACCCCGGAGACCAUGGUUAUUUGGAACGCUCUUCUCCCCACUCAACUACGCGCCAUGUCCCUUUGCUUUGAGGAGUACAUUGUCUCGUGCAGUGACGAGCAGCGCCUCAAGUUCUUGGCCAGGCUGAUGAGGCUCCGAUCAUAUGUGCCAACCUGGCCCAUUAUCGGAUGGCACAUUCUCGAGGAGCUUGUCACAGAACAAGUCACCAGCAUUGAGCAGUUGGUCAAUGUCGACUCCCAACAGGCCCUGGAUGCGCUGUCAGACGCACGGGCAAAUCGCGCGUCGAUUCUCGCAUUGGGUCUCAACAUGCUCGCUGCUGGUGUGGACUGUGACUGGAUGAUAUUGCAACGGUUCCAGCGGCACGUCUCUGCCGCUGCCACUUUGCCCUGGCCAGACCCGAGCAACACUAUCACGGACAUUCUCCUCCCAGCACUCAAAACCAUGCUUGACUCGACCGCGCGAGUGGUCAUCAAGGAAGGCGGAAACAGGGAAAAGGAAAGGUCUGAGAGUAGCAUUCCAGUGCAGGGCCAACGCUCGACUCUGGUUGGAAGCUUGUUCGUUCCCGUGGUCAUCAACUACGCCAAUGUCUUGCUCAAGCACAACUUUGUCAUCCAGCGCCACAUUCUCGACAUUUUAAUGGUCGUCUUCUUCAAGCACCACGUGGAACCUCUCGAGCUGGCCGCCUUAUCCACUCUCCAGGUUUUGGCGCAGUACGCUGCCGACGAAAAGUGCGCCGAGAACCGUGUUCUGGCCCUCCAAAUCCUCCAGAUUGCCCAGUCUCACAUGGGCAAAGACCGCUUCACACGUGUGCUACCGCGACUCUUCGUGUCCAUCGCCGACAUUAUCAUGGAGGAGAGCACGUCGCCAGAUGGUGAUCCCGCUGUUGUCGACACUGGCCGUGUGUUCCUGCAAGAGUCCAUGUCCGAGUUUGGCAAGGCCGGUCUCUUCCUCCAGGUCCUCUACAUGGACGGCGAGCAGAACGACUCGCAGCGUGCCCCCGACGCCAUUGGUCGUGCAAUGCAAAUUGCCAACCGUGACGACGUCGCAAAGGGCAAGGCGCGCAAUGUGUGGCUCGACCAAGUGAUCCUUGAUCUCCACGAACUUUUGCGUUGGGGAAGACAAAAGAUUGGUCUUGUUAUGAAAUCGCUCAGCAACCUUACCAAGACUCUGGAACAUGAGCUGUCAGAGGAGAGCUCUAUCGAAUUUGGAUCUUUCCUGACCAAGCUGGCCAAGCAAGCGAGCGAGUCGUACUCGCCGGCCGACUUUGACCCGAACCCCGUGCUUCAGACGAGUCGCGCCAUGCUCAAGCUGUGUCCGUCGUCAACAGCGGUUCCGCUUUUCCACCAGAUCUCGACCUUUCUCCACUUUGCACUUUCUCGCUUCUCUGUCAAUCUUGACCAGAUCACUGCGCUCGUCCCGUUGUCUGUCCGGAUUGCCCGUCAACAUCAAACCCCAAACACCAUCGAGUCUGUAAUCUUCGAGGCUUGUGGCGAGGCAACCAACGGUGCGCCCGUAACACCAACGACUUUGAACAGCCUCUUGGCGUUCUUGGCUCGCAACACCGAUUCAAACGUCCAGGAAGCUCGUCUUAAUGUUCUGGUGGAGGCUUCGCCAGGUUGCGCAUCUGUCCUCUUCCGAACGCACCCGACCAUUACCUCUGUCCACGGUAACCCCGAGGUCACCAUGGGCCUGCUCAACAGUGCAGCAGAGGUUGUUGUUCGGGCCGAGAUGGAGUCCAAGGGUACCUUGGGUCGCGUCCUUUUGACUCUCCCUAAAGGAGCGGCUGUGAACCAGCUCGAAACGGCGUCGCACAUUCUCUAUGCGUCACUGGAUGUGCGUAUGGGUCCAUCACGCCACAACCUGGUGACGUUGUACCCGGUCUUCGCGCGGUCGACCAGUCUCGCCCUCUUUGCCUCUGCCGACCUUCUUGCCGUCCAUGACCCCAGUAAUGACGGCGCACACUUGUCAUCUGCGGCGUUUAUCGUGAUGCGUCUCGCCAUUUUGGCCAUGUACGAACCCACGCCGUACGGUCUGACCCCGAAAGAGGCCGGAAUGCCGCCCACGGCCGCCGCGCAUGCCCACGAUGCGCUCCUCUCGUAUUUCCGCCGCAUCUGGCCCGAAUGGGACCGCCUCCUCGGACUCUCCUUGGCACCGACAUGCGUCAACGUCCCCCUCCGCGCCGUCGUCCUCUCCAUGCUCCUCGACAUUAUCCUUUUCGUGUCCGCCACACACCCAAACCUCCUCACGGAGCCCGCUCCGUCUCUCGCGCGAGGCCUGCACCUCAUCGAGGAGUGGCACGCCUCACACGGCACCAACCCCAGUCCCAAACUUGCCAAAGCGGCCGCAGCACUGAACAGGUCGGCGCUGCGCUCGCGCCCGGCAGCCGAUGCCGGGCUUUCGGCCAAAACAAUCAUUUGGGCAGACAUGCUCGCUACGGAACGCCUCACAGCUCUCCGUGAAUAA